GCCGGGGAGGAGGGGCGCCUGCUCCCUGCCCCGCCCCCAGGCGGUGACUCAUCCCCGAGCCCCGGCGACAGAGGUGAGCCGCCGGGGGAUGAGGGCCGAGAGGCGGGGCAGCCAGGUUGCGCAGGUCUGCGCUCCACCCUCCGCGCGUGUAGAGCGCGCAGUCCCUCGACGAGCUCGCACCUUAUUCCCUGUCCGGGAACCCUUCGCCGCCGUCCUCCCGACGCGGACCUGCUCGCCCGAGGCCUCGCGCCGCCCGGCCGGCCAGGGGGCUCCCCGCGCGCCUUCCGCGAGUCCCCGGCCCGCCCUGCUCCCCUCCUCUCGGCGCGCUCAGCAUGGCGCCCCCCCAGGUCCUCGCGUUCGUGCUCCUGCUCGCGGCGGCGACGGCGGCAGUAGCCUUGGCUCAGAAGGAAUGUCUCUGUGAAAACUACCAGCUGACUACAGACUGCUCUUACAAUGAAAAUGGUCAAUGCCAGUGUACUUCAAUUGGUACACAAAAUACCAUCAUUUGCUCAAAACUGGCCAGCAAAUGUUUGGUGAUGAAGGCAGAAAUGACUGGCUCCAAGUCUGUUAGAGGAAUGAAACCUGAAGGGGCAAUCCAGAACAAUGACGGGCUUUAUGACCCUGACUGCGAUGAGAAGGGGCUCUUUAAAGCCAAGCAGUGCAAUGGCACCUCCACUUGCUGGUGUGUGAACACUGCUGGGGUCAGAAGAACUGACAAGGACAGUGAAAUAACCUGCUCCGAACGAGUGAGGACCUACUGGAUCAUCAUUGAACUAAAACACAAAGCAAGAGAAACACCUUAUGAUUCUCAAAGUUUGCAGACUGCUCUUCAGAAGGCGAUCACAACUCGUUAUCAACUGGAUCCAAAAUUUAUCACACGUAUUACGUAUGAGGAUAAUGUUAUCACUAUUGAGCUGGUGCAAAAUUCUUCUCAGAAAACUCAGAAUGAUGUGGACAUAGCUGAUGUGGCUUAUUAUUUUGAAAAAGAUGUUAAAGGUGAAUCCUUGUUCCAUUCUUCUAAAAGAAUGGACUUGAGAGUAAAUGGGGAACAACUGGAUCUGGAUCCUGGCCAAACUUUAAUUUACUAUGUUGAUGAAAAAGCACCUGAAUUUUCAAUGCAGGGUCUAAAAGCUGGUGUUAUUGCUAUUAUUGUGGUUGUGACAAUAGCAAUUAUUGCUGGAAUUAUUGUGUUGGUCAUUUCCAGAAAAAAGAGAAUGGCAAAGUAUGAGAAAGCUGAGAUAAAGGAGAUGGGUGAGAUGCGUAGGGAACUCAAUGCAUAACUGCUGUAAUUUGAAGAUUCACUGCAAGAAGGGAAAUUAGCAAAUGGACUCAUUACAAAUGUAUGAGCAUGGGAGAAAGAAGAUCUUCGUUAGUUAACAUCAUAUAUUUGUAAUAGUGAACUGUACCAAAAUACAAACUGCUUGAAAUUGGCUUUACCAAUCUUAAAAUUUUACCACAAGUGUCUUAUAUGUGCAGAUCUAGUAUAAAACCAAGAACUUGGACUGCAUAGUUAAAAUUAUUUAUGCAUAGCAUUGAAGAGUGUGCAUUAAAUGUGCUUUCACAGUAGAGAUUAAAUGACUACUCUCAUUCAUUUGUGAUUGAAAGCUGCCUUUCUGUUUACUUUGAGUCUUGUACAUAUAAACUUUUUU
Cynocephalus volans (Philippine flying lemur) is the source of this 1649-nucleotide messenger RNA. RefSeq names its product epithelial cell adhesion molecule (gene EPCAM). The transcript is spliced from 9 exons. The record is from RefSeq and is a predicted model, not a curated record. Gene Ontology annotation, molecular function: cadherin binding involved in cell-cell adhesion. Lineage: Eukaryota; Metazoa; Chordata; Mammalia; Dermoptera; Cynocephalidae. Gene Ontology annotation, cellular component: membrane; bicellular tight junction. The coding region runs from base 333 to 1280 and encodes 315 amino acids.